Molecule: messenger RNA, 238 nt
Organism: Nothoprocta perdicaria
Lineage: Eukaryota; Metazoa; Chordata; Aves; Tinamiformes; Tinamidae
Product: troponin T, slow skeletal muscle-like
Exons: 3
Biological process (GO): sarcomere organization; regulation of muscle contraction; slow-twitch skeletal muscle fiber contraction
Cellular component (GO): troponin complex
Molecular function (GO): troponin T binding; tropomyosin binding
Source: RefSeq, a predicted model, not a curated record
CCCCUAUAUAUCCCCUAUAUCCCCCAUAACCCCCUAUAUCCCCCCAGAGGAGGAGCGCCCCAGGCCGCGCCCCGUGGUGCCCCAGUUGGCCCCGCCCAAGAUCCCCGAGGGCGAGAAGGUCGACUUCGAGGAGAAGCUCCGCAAGGAGGAGGAGGAGGCCAAGAAACGGGCCGAGGACGACGCCAAGAAGAAGAAGGUCCUGUCCAACAUGCCCCAUUUCGGGGGGUACCUGGCCAAG